Paraglomus brasilianum is the source of this 1095-nucleotide messenger RNA. NCBI's taxonomy places the organism in Eukaryota, Fungi, Glomeromycota, Glomeromycetes, Paraglomerales, Paraglomeraceae. The record is from the annotation of a GenBank genome assembly.
AUGAGUACCCUCAAUAUUGGCGGAAAUGAAAAGGACCGUUUCUAUCGGUAUAAAAUGCCAAAACUUAUUGCAAAGAUUGAAGGUAGGGGAAACGGGAUAAAGACUGUUGUUCCUAAUAUGUCCGAUAUCGCCCGUUCCCUGGGACGUCCACCAGCUUACGCCACGAAAUUCUUUGGAUGUGAGCUUGGUGCCCAAGUAAAAUGUGAUGAAAAGAAUGAUCGUUAUAUUGUUAAUGGCGCUCACGAAGCCGCUAAACUUCAAGAAUUACUUGAUGCAUUCAUAAAGAAAUAUGUACUUUGUGGUGAAUGUAAUAAUCCUGAGACUGAUUUGAUCAUCAUACCGAAAAACGAAAAAAUUAUCCGUGAUUGCAAGGCCUGCGGCCAACGAACCGAAGUCGAUAUGCGCCAUAAACUUGUUACUUUUAUUCUGAAGAAUCCACCAAACCCUCCCAAGGGUAAAUCCAAAAAAGAAAAGUCCGACAAAACCAAGAAAUCUAAAUCAGAAAACGGUCCAGUAUCGCCGACAACCAACUCCUCGGAGGGCUCGGACGACGAACUUACACGACGCAUCCGAGAAGAAGCCGCAAUGUUGCCCACGGCUGAAGAAACUGGUGUCGAUGAGGAUGAUUGGGCUGUUGAUACUUCUGCGGAGGCAUCAUUUGGAGAAUGGCUGGAGGAGAAUAAAACUUUGGGCAAUAAAGAGAUUUACGGCAUGAUCAAGCAGUUUGGUAUUGCCAAAGACAAAGAACAAGUAUUGCAGAAACUCGUUUUGGGAUUGUUUGACGACAGUUUCAAGAAAGAUACAUCAAUUACGAAGCAAAUCAAGAAAAGGGCAAAGAUAUUCCUGAAGUUUGUUCAAACUACAGACGAUCAGCAUAUUCUCCUUGGAGCCAUUUCUAUGCUCGUCGGGGUUGAACGUAGAGAACUUUUUGAAAGCAGGAUUAUCUGCAAAAUUCUCAUGGAACUCUAUCAGAACGAUAUCUUAUGUGAAGAGGUUAUUCAAGCUUGGAUUGAGGGUAAAGACUCCGCUAGUUAUAAGGCUUUGUUUAAAAAGACAGCUGACAAUAUGUAUGUAAGUGAGACAAUUAGCAAAGAG